Molecule: messenger RNA, 2712 nt
Organism: Trichogramma pretiosum
Lineage: Eukaryota; Metazoa; Arthropoda; Insecta; Hymenoptera; Trichogrammatidae
Product: facilitated trehalose transporter Tret1-2 homolog
Exons: 7
Coding region: 1120-2688 (522 amino acids)
Biological process (GO): transmembrane transport
Cellular component (GO): membrane
Molecular function (GO): transmembrane transporter activity
Source: RefSeq, a predicted model, not a curated record
UCGCGCAACUUUUCUUCCUGACCGUCGUCGUCAGCGGCGCACCGGAACAAUUUUUUAUUUCGCUUUUUUCUUUCCGUACAAAAGCCAAAGUACGGUGUGACUUGGUGCGGCACGAUGGUUCGUUUUUUCGCAAUGUUUUUUUUUCGUUUGUAUGUAUGAAAUGUGCGCGAUCGAUGGUUCAUUGUGUAGCAAAGUGAUGAAAAAUAUCCCCGCUUGUUUUUCCUUCACUCAUGAAAUGUGACGCCAGUUCGACAAUGUGCAACGCAAAAUUUUAGUGUAGGUCACUGCACUAAAAUGCCAAGUACCAGGCUUUUGGAGAAACGAGUAAAAGAAACAACGGGGCAGGGAGGAAAAUAAGUGAUAUAACGACAAUAAGCUCAUUCACUAGAAUAUUAUACAGGCCAAGAUCGUGCGAGGCAAGAGAACUUUUGAGUGAACAAUGACGUCUUCUCGCAUCUGGCGAGGUGAUAUUCAACGCCGAGCGCAUUACUACUACGACUACUACUACUACUUCUACUACUACUAGCACCAUUACUAGCACUACUAUAUCUGCAUAGAAAAGCGGCAGGCUAAGCAAAAUCGGCCGCCUCUCUGCGAGCGAAACUUGUGCGAACUUUAGCUCGCUCGGCAUCAGGAAAUUCUCCCGGCCGCCACUGCCGCCGAUGCCACCACCACUGCCUCGCUCUAUCCUUCCAAUGAUCCAUAUUUCCUUGGCGUGCGUGUAAACUUUAGUUUGCCACUACAUAUAUAUACGAGCGCUGCAGUAGAAUAAAAAACAAACGUAACGAGGCAUAAUGACAAUAAAGGCAAUGAAAAGGAUAAAAGCGAUAAAGGCGAUAUUGCGAGUACAAGAAGAACGACGAAACAAUUAAAAAUGACGAGGAUCCAGCUGCGAUCAGGAGCACGCUCGACCAUCCUGGCGAAUAGUCCUCCGUGGCAGUGAAAGAAAAAAAACCGCCCGACAAUACUCGUAUAGACAGCAGAAGAGAGAAGGAAACAUGUCAGUGGAAGUAGCGUUUUAAAAGACCCAAGAAGAGACCAAGACAGAGGAAAUACAGCAGCGGAGCGCCUUAUGCUCGGCUGCCGUUAGCGCUACCGGCGAGGCUGUGUGAAGGAGACAUGUCACUGCAGCACAGAUAUUACGUGACUACUGUACCAGACGAGUCGGCAGUCGAGGAAGGCUUUCGAGUGCCCCGAGCCACUGUAGUCCACAUGGCAUCGACGACCAAUCGACCGCAGCACAUGUCCCAGGUCCUGGCGACUCUGGCGUUGUCCAUGGGAACGCUAUCCUCGGGCUUGGCCAAAGGUUACACCUCACCGGCGCUGGAUUCGAUCCUGGACAAUCAUUCGCACUCGUACCAGAACAACAACGGCACGUGGACGACGUUCUCGGUGACGCUGCAAGAGGCCUCGUGGGUGGCGUCGCUGUCGCUGCUGGGCGCCUGGCUGGGCGCCAUGGUGGGCGACGGCAUAAUGCGUCGGGGCCGCAGACUCGCCCUCAGACUGACCUCGCUGCCUCUGGCCGCCGCCUGGGUGCUGACCAGCUGCGCGCCCUGCCUCGAGCUCAUCUACGUGACGAGCUUCAUCGGCGGCCUCUGCUGCUCCGUCAUCACGAUGGUCGCGCAGGUCUACAUAUCGGAGAUCUCGGUGCCGAGCAUCAGGGGCUGCCUGUCGGCCAUGCUCAAAGUCCUGACGCACGUGGGCGUGCUGCUGUCGUACAUAGCCGGCUCCUAUCUGAAUUGGCGUCAGAGCGCCUUGCUGGUGGCCAUAGCGCCGAGUAUGCUGUUCCUCGGGACGCUAUUCAUACCCGAGACGCCGUCCUAUCUCGUGCUCAAUGGCAAGGAUGAAGAGGCUGCCUCGAGUCUCCAGUGGCUUCGGGGCUCUCAAGUCGACAUCAGGCACGAGCUCCAAAUUAUAAAAACCAACAUUCUGGCCUCGAGAGCAAAGCAGUACGAUUUAUCGUUCAAGAGCAGCGUGAUGGCACCGAGACUGUACAAGCCCAUCGGCAUAACCUGCGGCCUCAUGUUCUUCCAGCGAUUUUCCGGUGCGAACGCCUUCAACUAUUACGCCGUCAACAUUCUGCGCCAGUCGUUGCGCGGUAUGAAUCCGCACGGAGCUUCCAUUGCCGCGGGUUUUGUUCAAUUAUUGGCUGCUCUACUCUCCGGUUUUCUCAUCGACAUAGUCGGACGUUUGCCACUGCUGGUCGCAAGCACGGUCUUCAUGUCUCUUGCCUUGGCCGGUUUCGGCAGCUACGCCUACUACAACUCGAUGACGCAGCCUCACACGAUACCGGUCGUCCCGCUGGGCACGUACGCGACCGCCGCCGAGGCCGCGGCCGCGACCAACUUCAGCGGCCAGCACGACUGGAUACCACUCACCUGCGUCCUGGUGUUCACGACGGCUCUGGCACUCGGUAUAUCGCCGAUAUCCUGGCUGCUCAUAGGCGAACUCUUCCCUCUGGAAUAUCGCAGCUUGGGUUCCAGCAUCAGCGUGAGCUUCAGCUACUUUUGUGCUUUCGUCGCCAUCAAGUCUUACAUGGACUUUCAACAGGCGCUCGGCUUACACGGGGCAUUCUGGUUCUACGCCGUCGUAUCGAUGUGCGGCCUGGGCUUCGUCGUCUGCUGCGUGCCCGAGACCAAGGGUAAACAGCUGGACGAAAUGAAUCCCGACUACGCCAACGCCCGGUAGUAUAAGGCUUCCCUCACAGGAGGG